UUCUUUCGCUCAAUUAAACUAAUAGCCUAUAUUUGCUUCCACUAAUUUCUCAACUAAUUCCGUUUAUUAUGGCGCCGUCUAUAGCAGUGCCUUCCACCCAAACAAAACCGUAUCACCGCCGUGAGAUCUCCGCCGUGCCGGAGAGCGAGGUGCUCAGAAGAAGAAACGAAGAAUUGGAGAAGGAAUUGAAGAAGAGUUUUGAGAGGGAAGAGAAAAUGAGAGAGGAAUUGCAGAAAACAUGGGAGAGGCUGAGGGUGGCGGAGGAGGCAGAGGAGCGGCUCUGUUCUCAGCUCGGAGAAUUUGAAGCGGAGGCUGUUGAUCAGGCUCGGGCUUACAGGACACGUGUUAUGAAUCUGAUGGAUCAACUCUCUUUGGCUCAGAAACUUCUCGAGUCGGCUUCUGUUGUCGUUCCCAAUUCCCGAUGA
Molecule: messenger RNA, 425 nt
Organism: Solanum verrucosum
Lineage: Eukaryota; Viridiplantae; Streptophyta; Magnoliopsida; Solanales; Solanaceae
Product: protein RESPONSE TO LOW SULFUR 3-like
Exons: 1
Coding region: 69-425 (118 amino acids)
Biological process (GO): cellular oxidant detoxification
Source: RefSeq, a predicted model, not a curated record